UAUAUAGCGAACAAACUAAAUUAUUCAUGGAUCUUUUAAAGAUGGCAUCUAGCAACCGAUUUAGAAAUCUAUAUAUAGGUGCGCUAAUACUAAAUCCAUGAGUAUUCAAUCGCGAUAAUUUAAGUGUGGUAAAGCUACAAAGGUACCUGAAGUUGAGAAGAACAAGAAUUAUACGCUGUGUCUUGGUUUCCGAGUUUUCUCUCCAACGAAGAGUUUCCCUUUCCCUUCCUUUCUCUUUCGUUUUUUUAGUCUAUAUCGGUGAUGGCUGAGGAUAAAUCCUCGGAAUUAUUGAAGAAGGAGAUCCUGGGGGUGGUUUUACUAACGAUCCUGGAUCUAAAAUUUCAGAUGCUAAUUGUGACUGGGAUACGGAGAUGCUACCAUCUCAAUUUCAGCCAGACGGGGCAUCGAAAUUUAAUGGGGACCCUAAAUCCUCUUCCGAACAUGUUUACUCAGACCUCACUACUGUUCUCAGUGGAAGCAUGGAUGGUCGACGAUCUCCUAGUACGCAAUGCCCAACGGGAGUUAGAUAUGAUGGGGAACAACUUGUUUCAAGUAGUAGUGGAACAGAUGGGUCAACUGGAUCAGUGCAUUCAACUGUUGGAGGAAAUCAAUGCAUUACGACGGGAGCUUCUUACAAUCCUUCCACAGUUGGUCCAUGCACCAGAGAACGUGAACACCAAUGCACUACUACACAGAGUAUGCAGAGUAUUACGACCAGUCCAGUUCCUCCCGCUUCAUUGGAAUUUUCAGGCGCCUCUAAAUCCUUUUUUAAGCGAAUUCCCAAGUCUCGAAUGCGUCACAAAGAUUUGGCGAGAGGACACCAUAUUGGAUGUGAUAUUUCCACCACUUGUGGAGACACCGGCCCUUAUAAGAAGCCCAGGAGGAACUUCGAGAGUAGGGAUGCAAAUAAUUACUCGAUGGGAUUUGGAUGUGACUCAACAACGAAUAUUCAGAGCCCGACUAACUCCACUUCAGGAUGUCAAUCAUCAGGAACAAUGUGUGACACGCGAGAGAACCAGGAAUGAGCUCUCGUGCUUUAACAGUGUUGACAUUCCUUACUCCUAUCAUAAUUUCUCAAUGAAGAUUGUUGUUUGGAAUUGUCGUGGUGCUUCACGACCCUCUUUUAUUCGCGUUACUAGAGAUCUAAUACGAAGUCAUCAGCCUACCAUUCUUGCAAUCUUGGAAACUAGGUUGUUGAGCUUUCAAGCUAGUGGAAUUAUUUCACAGUUGGGUUUUUCAGACUCUAUUUGUGUGGAUCCAGAGGGCUUUUCCGGAGGUUUAUAUCUUUUAUGGAAUAGUUCUGGAGUCGAUGUACAAGCAGUUUCUGAAUCCCGUUUGGCUGUCCAUGCUGUCAUUACUGCUCAACUUCAGGAACCAUGGAUUUUGUCGACAGUGUACAAUAGUUCUAACCCGACCAUCCGUAAGCUUGUUUGGGAUGAGAUGCGAGCUGUAGCUUCUCUGCAAGUUCCUUGGGUAGCUGCUGGGGACUUUAAUGUACUUCUUGACGCAAGAGAAAAGUGUGGUGGCAAACCCCUAACUGUUGGACAGUGCAAGGAGCUUAAACAGGUACUUUCUCACUGUAAUCUUAUUGAUGUUGGAGCUGCUGGUCCUAGAUUGACUUGGAAUAACAAGCGUACGGGCAUGGCUAAUAUUCGGGAGCGCUUGGAUCGUGUCCUUGCCAAUGAACAAUGGAUUAAGUACCAUGAAGAGGCUCAGGUAAAAACCCUUUCCUACUAUGAUUCUGAUCAUCACGCUCUGCUUGUAGAUACCAAUCCUUGUAUUAAACGCAAACCUAGACCUUAUCGUCUAGAAGCCAUAUGGACAGAGGACCCUCGUUUUACUAAAGUGGUUAGUGACUGUUGGAUUUCAGACAACUCUUAUAGUGGGUCUGAUGCCUUUUUAGCUAAUGUUUGCAAGUUCCAAUCUGAAUCCCGUAAAUGGAAUAAGAAAGUGUUUGGUAAUCUGUUAAAUCAGAUUUCUGAUGCUAGAGUUCAGUUAAUCGAUGCUCAGCUUUCUUUUGAGCAGAAUCCUACCAUUGGUAAUAAGGGUACUUUAAUAUUGAAACUUUAUGAAUACCUACAACUUCUUAAAGCUGAAGAACUUUACUGGAAACAAAAAUCUAGAAACCAAUGGCUUAGGGAAGGAGAUUUGAAUACUCGUUUUUUCCAUACAUCUACUUUGAUUAGACAUAACAAAAAUCGCAUUUCUAUGUUGAAAGAUGGUAAUGGUCACUGGAUUGAUCAACCUGAGGAUUUAGAGAGUCAUAUUGUUGCUCAUUUCACUUCUUUAUUUAAUCAACCUGCUGAUUGCAUUAAUAACUCUCAUGAACUUGAAUAUUUGUUCCCUGCCAUCAUGACUCCUGAAGAUAAUCAGGCUUUAACUAGACUUGUGACUGAAUCUUAAAUUCGUUUUGCUAUAAAUCAGAUAGGUCCCAUGAAGGCUCCGGGGCCUGAUGGUUUGCAGGGCUUUUUUUAUAGAAAAUAUUGGCACAUCGUUGGCCCUAGUGUUAUCUCUAUGGUGGAAUGUUUCUUCGUUGAUGGUUGUCUUCAUCCUGAGCUAAAUCGUACCUAUAUUGUUUUGAUCCCCAAGAGAAAAUCCCCCAUUAAUAUUAAGGAGUAUAGGCCAAUUAGCUUAUGUAACUUUGCUCUGAAAAUCAUUACAAAAUUUUUAGCUAAUAGGUUGCGCCCUUUUUUGGAUCGCAUCAUUAGUCCUUGUCAACAUGCUUUUGUUCCUAAUCGCUCUAUAUUUGAUGCUAUUCUUUUGAACAAUGAAAUUUUCCACUCUUUCCGGAAAAAGAAGGCUUAAAGGGGUGGAUGGCUUUGAAAUUAGAUUUUUAUAAGGCCUAUGAUAGACUUAACUGGAAUUUCUUGUUACGUAUGUUCAAAUGUCUUGGUUUCAGUUCAGAGUAGAUUAGGUGGGUCUCUGAAUGUAUCAAAACAGUUUCUUUUGAAAUUUUAGUUAACGGGUCUCCUAGUCCACCCAUUUUUCCCGGUAAUGGUAUUUGACAGGGGAUCCUUUAUCCCUUGUUUGUUUAUUUUAAGCCUUGAAACUUUACCGCGCUUAAUAGACAGAGGUGUUAAGCUAGGUACUCUCAAGCCUUUUUCGAUUGUGCCUUCCGCUCCUAAGAUUACUCAUUCUUUCUAUGCGGAUGAUAGUAUCAUCUACUUGCAGGCUACUAAGUCUAAUGCUGAGAAUCUAGCUACUAUCUUGCAACACUAUUGUCAGUGGUCUGGUCAACUUAUAAAUCAAACUAAAUCUAUCCUUAUGUUAACUCCUAAUAUCCAUAAGAGUCUCAUUAGGAUUUUUACUAAUUUCCUUAAGGUUAAAUAUCAAGAGGACCCUGGUAAAUAUUUGGGAGUACCAGUUCAAUGGGGUAGAGUCACUGCUUCUACUUUUUCUGACCUUACUGAUAAAUUUGUUAAUCGUAUGCAGGGUUGGAAAUCCACCUCUUUAAAUUUUGCCGGUAGAACUACUUUACUUAAAACUGCUUUGGAUCCGGUUUCUAAUCACCUUAUGACUGUAUUGAAACUUCCUAUGAAAAUCACUAAGCUUUUGAACAGGUAUAAAAGGGAGUUUCUUUGGCAGCAUAGAACUGGCCAGAGGAAGCUACACAGUAUAGGAUGGGAUACGGCUUGUCAGCCUGUUGAAACGGAGGAUUAGGAAUUAGGGAUCUUCACUUGAAUAAUUUGGCUUUGUUGGCUAAAAUGGCUUGGCGAAUUCACUCUCAGCCAGAGUCUGUGAUUUCCCGUUUAUUUAAAGCCAAUAUCACAGGAAUAGUACUUUUUGGACGUGUUUGUCAUAUCCUUCUAACUCUCUCUGUUGGAAAAUUAUUUUACAGGAUCGUGACAUCCUCACAGAAUCAUUGCGUUGGUGUAUUGGUAAUGGGAAACAAAUUAACUUCUGGAAUGAUCCUUGGGUUGAAAAUCUACCUCUCAGAUCAGUUCUUACUGUUCAAGCCCGCAUUGAUCAUACUCUCCUGGUUAAAGAUGUGAUAGAUAAAAAUGGUCCAAGUUGGAACUUGUCAUUAUGUGCUAAUGAUCUCCCAUCUUCUGUGCAGGAAAAAAUUCAGUCUAUUGUUGUUCCAGUUUCUCCUUUUGUCCAAGACUCUUUGGUCUGGCAGCCUAGUAAGUUUGGUGAUGUGACUGCUAAGGAAGCUUACAAAUGGUUGUUGUCUAAUAAGAAAAACUUAAACUCUUUUUGUAAAGACUGGAAGUCCAUUUGGCAUCUACGUUGUCCCCAGAAAAUUAGGUCUUUUAUGUGGCUCGUAGCUCAUAAUAGGAUACCUGUUCAUGAGAUUCUUUAUCGUGUUGGUAUUGGUACAUCCCCGAAAUGCCCACUGUGUCACAAUCAUUUUGAAACUGAACUCGAUCAUUUUUUCCAAUGUCCUGUGGUUCAACCUAUUUGGACUACGCUUGCAUGCAGGUGGAAUUAUAGAUUUCAAUUAGAACCUAUAACUCCGUCUUGGCUUAUCCAAUUAUGUUCUACUAAAUUGUCUUUCAAUGGACUGCAGAGAGUAACUUUAGUUCCGUUUAUUUUGUGGCAUAUUUGGCUUGCUCGUAAUGAACUUGUUUUUAAUUCAACUCCUUUUAGGAGUCUUUUUGUGUUAGGGAAGGCAUAUCGUGCUGCCGAGGAGUAUCAAUUUAGCAUGCCAUAUCACGAAUGUUCCAGUGCUAAACAACAAAUGCUAAUCUCUUGGAAACCACCAGCAGCUCCGUAUAUUAAACUUAACUCUGAUGGUGCUGCUUCUUCUCUUACAGGAGCUGGGAUUGGAGGGGUUUUGUGAGACUUUGGAGGUCAGUUCUUAGCUUGUUUUGUGAGCCACAUAUAUCGUAAUGGCAACACCGUUGCAGAAAUUUGGGCAAUUCGGCAAGGUCUUCUUUUGGCUAUUCAACUCGGCUACUCUAUUGUGGAGGUUGUGAGUGACUCCGUUUAUGCUAUUCAACUCUGUCGUAAGUUAGUUUCCAGCCCAUGGUAUCUCAAACAUUUGGUUGAGAAUAUCCAUUUUUUUGGUGAAGUUUUUUGGCAAUGUUUUGUUUACACAUAUGUAUAGAGAAGCCAACUGUGUGGCUGAUUUUUUGGCUAAGAAAGCAGCUCAAUGUAACAUGAAUCAUGUCUGGAUUUCUACUCCUCCAGAUUUCAUCACUGCUGAGCUUUUUGCUGAUACUCAGGGGAGGGCCUACCCCGUUUUGUUAGGCCCUAGUUUUCCGAUAGUUAUGAAUACCAAAAAAAAGAAGUUGGGAUUGGAGCCA
Papaver somniferum (opium poppy) is the source of this 5249-nucleotide messenger RNA. RefSeq lists its product as uncharacterized. The transcript has 2 exons. Gene Ontology annotation, molecular function: catalytic activity. The record is from RefSeq and is a predicted model, not a curated record. Lineage: Eukaryota; Viridiplantae; Streptophyta; Magnoliopsida; Ranunculales; Papaveraceae. The coding region runs from base 262 to 2403 and encodes 713 amino acids.